CGCUUGGACGGCCCCAGUCAGUCUCGUUCAAGCGCUCGGCCGUGACGUUACCUCCGCGCGCGACUUUCACGUUUAUUCCGCACACGUGAGUCCGUAUCGGAGGAACUUGAAUACUUUUUUUUUGUUUCGCGAGUGGGCAGAGAUACUUGGGCUGUACUCACUGGAGGAAGAGGUUUUUUCGAGGUAGUGCUAGUGGAAGAGAGACAAAGGGAGUAGGAAGUUCUAGGCGCGUAGCGAAACUUGAAAGCCUCUUCGAGAUGCGCCCAGCCGACUUAAUAAUCACCGCCAGUCGUUCUAAGCCGUAGAAAAGAUGGAUCGGUCCACUCCGAAGAAAAGAAUGUAAUCUCAGGAAUCAUCGAAAGUGUUGCUUAUCGAGCGAUUGCCUCUUCAAAACGAACAUAACCUCAAAAUCGACGAUUCGACGAGAUCGGCUGCUAGAAUGAACGAGGUGAGAGGACAUCGCGAGGAAGUGAGAGUUGCGACGUGGCGACGGUAGUGAAGCCGACGGAAGGUGUUGAGCAAACAUGAACAGUUCGUACGUGAUGGGAGAUGACGAGGACUGGGGUCGGCGUUACUUCUUCACCUAUUACAGCGAGUUCGGCGACAGGAGGGGCGCCAGCGGCAUCGAGGUACUCGUACUGGCGGUGAGCUUCGUAGUGGCGGUAGGCGCGAACCUGGGCAUCGCCGCUUGUGUCCUGCGCUACCGCGAGAUGCGGACGCCCACUAACCUGUGCCUGGUCAAUCUCGCCGCUGCGGAUCUCCUCUUCGCUCUGGGUGUCCCUGCUGUCGCCUACACCAGACUCACUCAGUCCUGGCGACUAGGAGAGGCCGUCUGCCGUAUGCUGCCGUACUCGCAGUUCGUCUGCGGCUUCGUACUCCUCUGGACGCUGACGCUGAUCUCCAUGGACCGGCAUCGUUGUCUGGCGGUAGCCCCCUACCGCAGCGCCCUCACCACCGCGAGAGUCGUCGCCGCGAGCUUCAUCACCUGGAUCAUCGCUGCCUCGCUCUUCCUCCCGGCCGCCUUCUGGUUCAAGCCCAAGGAGGUAGCCGGCGGCUACACGAUCUGCACCCUCGUCUUUCCGCGCAAUGACAUCCUGAACGUGUCGCUGUGCUUCACGAUACCGAUAAUCGUGAUAGCGUGUUUGCUGCCGAUGGCGUUGCUCGUCUACCACUACCAAAGGAUAUUCCAGAGGAUACUCGACACCCGGAAUCGCUGGGCCGUCUCCUGCGUCGCUCAGGGCUUAGAACCAGACUCGAGUCGUCGUCGAGACUCGGAGCUCUCGGUGGUCGGCACACUGGUGCCUUGGGCCGGUCGCAAGCUGUCCUCGGCGUCGAUGACAGGCGGAGCACCGAACCGUCAGGGUCGUGCCGGUAGCCUCUCCCAGCACGAGGAGAUCCGAUUGCACAAGCACCUGCGCGUCGUCCGCGUCUUACUGCUCAACGUCGUCGCGGUCCUCGUCAUGUGGCUGCCCAUCACCAUACUCAUGUUGCUCAUCUACUUGGACGGUCGCAGACCUACCGAGGACACCGACUUUUUUCUCAGAUCGCACCACUUCAUCUGGGCGCUGGUGAUAGCGCAGUUCAACACGGUGGUGAACCCGCUGCUCUACGGCGUGUUCUCGGAGAACUUCCGGGCUUGUUUCGUCAAGCUCUGGCGUCGCGACCCGGGCAACAGUCAACAGCAACAGCAGAACAACGGCUGCGGCAAUCGCGGAAAGUCCCUCGAGGCGUUUCAGGACAGACUGUCCGCGAAGCCAGCGACCGGAGCUGGCAUUGUGAGGAACAAUAGUAGGUCGUCCGCGAGACCUGCUAAGCUGUCCAAUUGUAGCAUCGGCAGCAUUAUCGAGGUGCCGGCGUCCGAGAAACUUUAGGACUAGUUGCGAGAAUUUUUUUCUUUUUUACUUUCGAGAGCUGGUUUGAUUUUUAAGGGAGUGACCGAAAGCUCGCUGUUGGUGAGCUCUAUGUAGGGAUGUUGAGAAAUUUGUUAAAUAAGUAAAAAAAAAUCAACGUGAUUUUUGUUACUAGGAAAAAAAAUUUACGAGGCGACGAAGAAAGUAUAUCGUUGCUCUCUAAGUGCAGACUAUAGGAGGAUUUCAAUUUUCUAGCGAGACCGGUGUCAUUUGAGAUUUGGAAAUUUCCAUCAAAUUUAAAUAAUGUUUUUGAGAUUUGGAAAUUUCCAUCAAAUUUAAAUAAUGUUUUGAAACAUUUCAUGAAUUUUCUCAGAUUUCGCGGAAAUUUCCCAUGCUUUUCAUUCAAUAAUUUUAAUUAAAGAUAAAAUAUACUACUUCUACUAAAGCCUCCAGAGUAAAAUUGAAUCAAAAGUUAAAACGGUCAAAUGAAUAAAGAGGUUGUGAGGGGGCGUGGAAAAUUAUUAAUUUAAGUUUGGUCGGACUGGAAUGUGUGCUAGUCUUCGCAUAGGGAGCGACCUAGUAUGUAUGAAUGCGAUACAAGAAAGAGUAUGCUUGGGUGAUUCGAAAGCGCAAUGAUGCAAGAACGGUUAUACUGAUUUUAUUCCAAAAUAAGUUUACCGAUAUAUACAUUUAAAAAAUGUCGAGCUUAUAACGAUAUAUUUAACGGUAUACACUUUGCUUUGCGAUAGAUUUUUAUUGUUUUAAGCCAGUAUACAUAUAACGAUAUAUAUACUAAUAUAAUUUGUAAAUAAAAUAUGUGAAACAUAUUUGGAUCGAACGAUAGCGAUUUAGGGCCAACGUGAAAUUGUGUACGAAGCAAACGCGAUGCGAGUGGUAUUAGAUAGUUUGUAAAAAUAAAUAAGUGCGUUGCAAACUCUAUAUAGCUGUACAAUUUUCCGAUUCUCGCGAGACUUUAGAAACAUGUUCUCGUUUUCCUAUAUACUUAAUGAAACGGUGUAAUUUUACAAUCAUGAACAUUUUCUUAAUGCUACGCACUAACUCUUAUGCAUUUCUCAAAAGGCUCUGUUAAAGUCAAUAAAAAAAUAUUCCAUUGUAGGUAUGGACUUUGAUAUGAGUGUAAGUAUAUAUUUUUUAUCAUAUUUUUCAAUUAUCAUUGCUGCAAACGUACAAUAAACGCAAUACACAUAAGAAGGGGAAGUAUGAUUUUUAUAUUGACUUUAGACUCUUUUUGAGAGAGCAACAGUAGUGAUCUGUCUAUAAUUUGUUCAUAUUCUAUCCUCGUUUUAAGGAUCACCGCCUACUGUUUUGAAUCUGUAAAUGCUACAUUCUUCCUACAGAGUACUUUGUACAGAUUAUCUAUGACAACGUUUUCUAACAAAACGAACUCGAAACAUUUUAUGAUCGUGUAAAAAAAAACUAAUUGAACUUAUUUAUUUAAUCAGCCAAACAUAUGUACAACAAAUUGUGUCAGUUGUGUGCCAGCUGGAAUAAUUGCGUGAUUAUUUCGUCGACUCUUUUUCUUCCUCCUCGAGUGUAAAUAGACUUGUAAACUAUUGUAAAAAAAGUUUGUAAUUGUUUGAAUAAUGAAAAUAAAAUGUUUCUCAAAUUCGUUGCACAUUCUGUAAGAAGCGAUUCAAUUUUUCAAAGAUACUCACCUGUAACUGCGUCUAACCGAGUAAUCAAUCGUAAAUCUCCUCAAUCGUCAACCUGCGUACAACAGACAUCGAUGAAUAUAUACAGAACCAUCCAAA
Molecule: messenger RNA, 3622 nt
Organism: Nasonia vitripennis (jewel wasp)
Lineage: Eukaryota; Metazoa; Arthropoda; Insecta; Hymenoptera; Pteromalidae
Product: free fatty acid receptor 4
Exons: 7
Coding region: 525-1871 (448 amino acids)
Biological process (GO): G protein-coupled receptor signaling pathway
Cellular component (GO): membrane
Molecular function (GO): peptide binding; G protein-coupled receptor activity
Source: RefSeq, a predicted model, not a curated record